Messenger RNA from Prorocentrum cordatum, 1773 nucleotides. The record is from the annotation of a GenBank genome assembly. Lineage: Eukaryota; Dinophyceae; Prorocentrales; Prorocentraceae.
AUGGAAUAUGGCUUGCCCGUUGCCGACGUAGAGAGAGACGAGCUUGCGCAGCGGGGGAUCGCCGCCUAUAGCAUCGAGAAGAUCACGAAAAAUGAAAACACCGACUCCCGCGAACUCUUCCCGCGCAAGAAGGGCCCCAGGGCCGAGCCGUUGACGAGGCACCUGGACCCGGCGAAACACGCUGGGGACUUGGUUGGCAACGCCAUUUCAGAGAUGGACAUGGGCAUGUUGGAGACCACUGUGGAGGAGCUCCAAGACGGUUGUGCGUUUAUCCCUAACUGCUUGACGUUCCAACUGCGGCGCAGAUAUUCCGACAUUCGCUUGGCCGACGCCCUGAAGUCUCACGGCGCAUCCCAGCUCUUAGCUGCCAUCGCGCGCUGGAGCGGGCCUGCUGACCAGAUUUUAACUGGGGGCAAGCCUCAGCUUUGCCUCCUGGGCUGCUCGGACGAUGAGAAGAUCGGACAUUCCGAGGCGAUGUCGGACAGGCUCUUGUCUGGCGUCGUGAAGUUGGGCGAGUCUGGCGAGACAGGCGCGGCUGCCAUCGCGGACGCGCGCCUCUCAUAUUGCGCCCUCAAGUCGGUGACGGACGCGGAGUUGCCCUCGACGGCCCUGAAGGCGUUGGUGCUCGCCGCGUUCGCGGGCGGGCACGCGGGCCUGGCCCGCGCGAUUGCCCUCGGCGCCAACAAGGGCAAGGCAGACGAGAAGCGAGCGCCUUACAAACUUCACCUGUCUCUGAAGUUCAUGCCGCGCUACGAUGGGAUGUUCAAGGAGUUUCGUGCGAAACAACAGUUCACCGAGGAGUUCCCGUCGAAUCUUCCCGCGACAGAGGUGGAACCCUGCAAGGGCGCAACUGCCGCAGGGAAGAGCGGACUGCUCGGAAACCUGCUGACCCAGAUGGGCCAGGUGGCCACUAAGUGCAGGACGGGCGCGUUCGAGCACCUUGCCGAGCUGCCGACGUCGUCGUUCGAGACGAUCAUUCGGCCCCUGAACGUCGCGAGCCCGACCGCCGUCGACGGCGACGCCUACAUGAAGCUCGCGCCGGCAGGCCAGCGCCCGAAGCAGGGGCAAGCCGUCCCACCAGACAACGUCGAGGCUCGGAUUGCGCACAACAAGGCUGCGGAGAUAGCCAUGGCCACGACCGGGAAGGCCGACUACGCGAACAACGUGGUCAAGGUCCUCGAGAAGUGCGCCCAGCUGGAGUCGGGGGGCGCGCUGAUGGACGCCGUGCGAAAGGUCGAGCGCGCGCUCAAGGGCGCCGUCGAGGCAGGCUCGGGCAUCGAGGCGCCCGUCAUGGACAGGCUCGAGAAGCCCAUGCAGGCUGUCUUCGGCUACGCAAAUGAGAACGUCAAUGCAAUACCAGAGAGCCUCGAGUCGGUCCUGCAACUUGUCAUGGUGGUCAGAGACAUGCACCUGCAAGAGGCUCGCCAGACCUUCUCGGGAUCCCUCGACGCGAUCAUCACGACCGUGACUGCAUGGAGUGCCACUCUUUCCAUUUCAAGCAAGUUCGAGACGGGCUGGCCCGACCUUGCUUCGAAGGCAAUGGGCGCGUUCGUCGAGAUGCUGGAGACGAAGGUGGGUGAUCUCAAAGUGGAGUACCUGAGGGGCGCAACGAGGGGCAAGGCCGACGACUUCGACGUGGUGCGGCCGAUCUUCACGAAGGCAGUGGCCGACCUCGACGGUAACCUGUUCCCUCUGAAGCUGAAUGUCCUCCAGACGUCCCAGACUGACGUGGCCAAGGCCUACGAGCUCUUCUCAGAGCCAGUGCUACCAUAG